GUAAAGGCAGCGGAGCUCAGGAAUCGCGACCACGAGCUGCGAUACUGGUGCCACCCGAGACUCCCGUUAAGACUAUAGUCAGUGGUGUUGACUUCGUAGCCCUCGAUGUCCUCCUCGGGGACAGAUGGCUUACAUGCAUUUCGAUCUACAUCCCAGUGGAUACGGAGCCGGCGGAAAUUUUAGAACGGGUAUCACAAGAGGUCCUCCUCUCCCGUAGAUCCGAAGGUAUCGUAGCAGGGGCUGAUACCAACUCGGCCUCUGCUCUAUGGCACUCUAAGACUAGCCAGGUGCCGUCUCGCAUGCGCGGCAGAGGAGAGACGGUCGAACUCUUCCUCAGCAAAUUUGAUCUGGAGGUUAUCAAUGGUAACAAAGAGACUCCAUCCUUUCAGAACGCGCGCGGGGAC
This is a messenger RNA of Perkinsus marinus ATCC 50983, 404 nucleotides long. RefSeq lists its product as hypothetical. Gene Ontology annotation, molecular function: catalytic activity. The record is from RefSeq and is a predicted model, not a curated record. Lineage: Eukaryota; Perkinsozoa; Perkinsida; Perkinsidae. The transcript has a single exon. The annotation marks the transcript as partial.